AGGCUGGCCGCGAGCAUCGAGCAUCGGGCGCAGAGCCUCGCCCGAAGCAACCUCGACGGCGAGCCUCCGGGACGCCCCCCGACACUCGCCGCCAUGCCACUGGCCGCGGCGGGGGCCCUCCUCGCCGUGGCGGCCGCCGCGGGCGCGUGGGCGCACUGCCCUCUGGCAGUGUACGAGGACUGCGAGUUCGAGGUAGCCCCAGGAUCCCCGCAGUGCGACCUGCAGCAGCACCUGGACGUGAGCCACUGCGAGACCUACAGGCUUGGGGACGGCGCGAAGCUGUCCGUCGCGUCCCUGACGCCGCCCCGGGGGAGCAUUGUCCUCGGGAAGUCCGCGCAGCUGCGCCUGCAGGGGGGGUUGGAGUGCACAUGCUCGAUCUUGCAGGGACCGCGUUCUAUCAUUGA
Molecule: messenger RNA, 404 nt
Organism: Prorocentrum cordatum
Lineage: Eukaryota; Dinophyceae; Prorocentrales; Prorocentraceae
Source: the annotation of a GenBank genome assembly